UUACAAAAUCCGCAGACACGGAAGUUCUUAGCGAUUUCAAGGACUGUUGAAUCUCUAUUAUGUGGUUUAUCAAAGGGUUUUUCAAAAGCAAGUAUAUCCUAUAGUCUAGUGGCAAGGGAAAACCAUUGGCCUAAACUAGCAAAAAUGUAUUUCGCAGUCUGGAGUGUACUACUUGGGCUUCUAUUUACGAACGGACAAUGUUGUUACAAUGGCCAACAGAUCUUGUAUACUGCUGUAUCUUCUUUGCAGACUCUUUCCCAUUUUUACUACAAUAACAACGAGAACUGUUGGUUUAAUAUUCAAUCACCAUCAUGGAUGUCUUCAAGCUACUAUUUAGAAAUUCAGUGGAAAGCGUUCGAAACAGAAGGGAACAUGCCAAAUUGUAAUGAUUACGUCGAAACGUCGAAGUGUUUCUUACCAGGUCGAAGAAAAGCAUUGGAAAGUACUGUUCUGGAAACAUAAAAUCAAGUGUGCUGUUUAACAUGUACUCCCAUGAUGGUUAUGCAUUUAUCAACUUUGUAUCAGAUUUUUCAGUGAGAAAAAAAGGUUUUUCCUUAACAUAUCAGCUGAAAUAUUACUCUUAUGCACCUCUUGGAGUCGAAUCAUAUUUAUCAUCAUCAUGUCCCAAAACAAACAGGUCUGCAGCGGGAAACUUCUACUCACUUUGUUGGCCAAUUGUUUAUGGACCAAGAAACAAUUAUAUCCCAUGUGUUUUCAGCUACAAACUUGGCAACAACAAAAUGAAAAUCGCAGUGAUGGAUUUGAAUUUUUACAAACUGCAAUCUUCAUGCUACUACGAAAACAAUUAUCUAGAAAUAAAAGAUUCCUGGAGCUUCUACACUGAUCAGACUUCCAUCAAAUAUUACACCAUUUCCAUCAGUGGAAAACUUUGCUAUUCCGUACAGCCUACAUCUUACACGACAACCAGAUCAAAUGUCUACUUCUACUACGAUUCGGGUCGUUAUGGAAAAACAAUAAUCGAGGUUUUGUUCUUGGUUACAUUGAAUAUGGCAGCGAUAUAAGUUGGUCAAGUUGGUCAACUCCACCGACAACACAGCGAUCAACAACACGUGCAUGGACAAGAUGGAGCCACUGGUCACGCUGGGGCCGUCCAGACAUCAGAUUAGAUUCAGAAAGAAAUCGGUCAACGUAUAUAACCAUUGGUGCAUCGAUUGGCGGGGUUGUGUCUCUUAUUGCAAUUAUUGCAGUAAUCUGUGGUUGUUACAGAGGAUGCUGCAAAACUGCCACAAAUAACAUUGGAACACAAGCUGCCACAGCCCCUAAUUUAAUCAUCUCAAACAACUUGAUUGCUUUCCAAGAGCAAGCUAGUUGUCAAGAUGGUUCUUUGCAGACUCAAGAAUAUCAGCAGUUAUGAAACUAGAUGUUGUCCCAUCAGUUAGUUUCUGCUAAACCGGGUAGCCUACUCUUUUUUACAUUUCGACAAAUGAACCCCCCCCCCCCGCACCUUACUUUGAACGACCCCUCCCUCUUCAUUAGAUGACCGUGAAUACCUUUAAGAAAAGGAGACAAAAGGAAUUCAGCAUUGUUUUGGCAUGACACACAUAUUUCUAGAACCGUUGAAUCUCUUUUUCUCAUGAAAGAUUGUUCUAUAGCAACUCAAACCCUCAUUCAACCCUUUGAA
Messenger RNA from Rhopilema esculentum, 1642 nucleotides. The record is from RefSeq and is a predicted model, not a curated record. NCBI's taxonomy places the organism in Eukaryota, Metazoa, Cnidaria, Scyphozoa, Rhizostomeae, Rhizostomatidae.